Symbiodinium sp. CCMP2592 is the source of this 531-nucleotide messenger RNA. NCBI's taxonomy places the organism in Eukaryota, Dinophyceae, Suessiales, Symbiodiniaceae. The record is from the annotation of a GenBank genome assembly.
AUGGGAUGUGGCUCGUCCAUGCAAGUUAACUCGUUUGAUGAGCUGGAAAUGCAGGUCCACAUGGGAAAAGUUGUUGAGCAGCGGGCCGUGGGAUGCAAGGCGACAAAUGUCACCACACCGCGCCCACAGCAGGUGUCCUCGCAACAUUCGUGCUACAUGCUGCCUCACGCAACUGAGGGUGUAAGUUCCUUCUCUGGGGCCGACACUCCGGGCACUAAGGAUGGCGGCUCCGUCGCGGUCCAUGUCCCGGCGCGCCUCCGAGGGAUCAUCAAAGAGGGGCCCGUUCUCUUGGAGUUUACCGAGCCAUCAGAAGUCGAGAGUUCUUGGAACAUGCCAAGCGUGCGAGAGCGCGCGAAGGAUCUGCCCCAGGGCACCAUUGUCGCCCCGGAUCAGGAGCUCCACAAACAGCAUCUGAAGAAUCUCGACAGAUUUCGAAACUCCGUUUUCAAGGCGCCGAACUGGCUGCAAGACGAAGUCGCGGCCAGGAGAAAGCUGAGUGGAAUGGAGCCGUUGCCAAGAAAUGGACGGUGA